GAAAUGUUAAAUUUAACCUUAUACUAUUAAUCUGUGAAUUUAACACAAUAAAACAGUGGUUUUAUUUCGGUUUAAAACCUUAAUAAUUAUUUAUACAUAUUAAUAGCUCUAUUGUUAAAGUUCAAGAUGUGGCCGAUUAUUCUGCAGUUUUUAAGAACCAACGCUCCUUAUAUUACUUUGCCUAUUGCCGCUAUUGUUGGAGUAGUAGGAUAUAACUUAGAAAGCCUCUUAUCUGAUAGAUACACACCAUAUAGCAAGUCCGUUCAAGAUCAAAGGCUGGAAAGACAAGAAGAGGAACAGCUAUUAAAGGAUCCAUUGAAUGUUGGUAAAUUACAGUACAAAGAAAAUGUUUUAGGUAGGAAUGUGUCACCUUCAUUAGAAAAGAAAUCUUCAUAAACAUGCUUUUAAAAAUUUUAGCCUGUAUUUAAAUAAAAGUUAAGUUUGUAAAUAUUUAAAAAAUGUUUUCAAUUACGUUUCAAGUGCAUUUAGGUUAGCUUUACAUUAUAAAUCAAUACA
Messenger RNA from Aricia agestis (brown argus), 516 nucleotides. RefSeq names its product small integral membrane protein 12. NCBI's taxonomy places the organism in Eukaryota, Metazoa, Arthropoda, Insecta, Lepidoptera, Lycaenidae. The coding region runs from base 127 to 396 and encodes 89 amino acids. The transcript is spliced from 3 exons. The record is from RefSeq and is a predicted model, not a curated record.